This is a messenger RNA of Papaver somniferum (opium poppy), 1559 nucleotides long. RefSeq names its product syntaxin-related protein KNOLLE-like. The transcript has 2 exons. Gene Ontology annotation, biological process: vesicle fusion; exocytosis; intracellular protein transport. The record is from RefSeq and is a predicted model, not a curated record. Bases 412 to 1350 code for a protein of 312 amino acids. Gene Ontology annotation, molecular function: SNARE binding; SNAP receptor activity. NCBI's taxonomy places the organism in Eukaryota, Viridiplantae, Streptophyta, Magnoliopsida, Ranunculales, Papaveraceae. Gene Ontology annotation, cellular component: endomembrane system; SNARE complex; plasma membrane.
UCCCAUCUGAGUCUAUCUCGCUCUGACCUAAAAUUCGAGUUCUUUCUCUGUUAUUUCAUCUUCCCCAAAUCUCUUCUCCUCCAAAUCGUACGGUUUCAACUUCAACCUACAGAGAGAAAGAAAAAAGGAAACUUUGUUAGUUCAUCAAAUCAAAAGGAUCUGAAUCUGAUUAGUGCUCUGCUAAUUGAUAACAAUCAAUCUCAGAAUUCGAUUAGUUGUACUAGUCUUUUUAUAUAUUCUCAAUUUAUUCUUCUUCUACUUCAAGAAACGUGGUUGAAGAUUUGUACACAGAGAGAAAGAAAGUUGGAUCAUCGAAGCGUCCGAUUAGUUCUACUGAUUUAUUUUUAUCUAUCUCAGAUAUAUCUAUCUACAACAAAGUACUGUGAUCUUAUAUAUAUAUUCUUAUUCAAAAUGAAUGAUCUAAUGACCAAAUCAUUCGCAAACUAUGUUGAUCUGAAGAAAGCAGCAUUGAAAGAUUUAGAAGCUGGCCCUGAUUUUGAUAAUCUUGAGAUGUCUGGAAAUCCUCAAAUGGAUCCCAACUUUAGUGACUUCUUAGCUGAAGCAGAGAAAGUAAAAGAGGAGAUGUCAUUGAUUAGAGACAUUUUGGGUACAAUCCAGGAAGCCCAUGAGGAGAGCAAGUCCUUGCACAAAUCUGAUGCUCUCAAGGCUGUUAGACACCGCAUCAAUACUGAUAUCUUGAAUGUUUUGAAGAAGGCGAAAAUUAUUCGGUCUCGCAUUGAGGAUUUGGACAGGGCGACUGUUGCUAAUCGAAGGUUGUCGGGUUAUGCAGCUGGAACACCUCUUGACAGAGCAAGAACUUCAGUUACAAAUGGUCUUAGGCAGAAGUUGAAAGUGUUGAUGAUGGAAUUCCAGGAUUUGAGGCAGAAGAUAAUGGCUGAGCAUAAAGAUACAAUUGGGAGAAGGUAUUUUACGGUUACCGGAGAGUACCCAGAGGAGGAAGUGAUUGAGAAGAUCAUAUCUAACAAUGGUGGAGAGGAUUUCUUGCAGAAAGCAGUUCAGGAGCAUGGAAAAGGGAAGGUCCUUGAAACUGUUGUGGAGAUCAAAGACAGGCAUGAGGCUGCCAAAGAGAUUGAAAAGAGUCUAUUGGAACUUCACCAGGUGUUCUUGGAUAUGGCAGUGAUGGUAGAAGCUCAAGGUGAUCAGAUUGACAACAUCGAGCAUCAUGUCACUAACGCUGCACAGUACGUGAAAGACGGCAGCAAGGAGCUUCACCAGGCCAAGGGUUAUCAGAGAAGCAGCAGAAAGUGUAUGUGCAUCGGUUUGGUAUUACUUCUCAUCCUUAUUCUUAUCAUUGUUAUCCCCAUUAUCACCAGUUUCAAGAGCUCCUAGGAAUCUACUUGUACUGCUGUAUAAAUGAAAAGACAAGAAGAUAUUCAAUGUGUUGUUUUCCUGUAGUAAUUCAGUUUAUUUGUUUUCCUACUUAUGUCUGGAGUUGUGCUCAAGCUCCUUGCAGAAAAGGAAUUAGAUGAGUUCUUUCGAAUCUUUGUUCUGACGCAUUGUAUCAAUUUCAAUUAAUGAAUAUCAUUCAAUUUGUUCUA